CGAAUGCGGAAGCACAUUUUUAGGUGAUAAUAUAUCAUAUUGUAGGUGUUUAUUCCACUUUACAGUCAUAUGUUGCUGUUUGUUACAUUUUGUUGUGUUUAGCUUCCAUUGUGAAAGAUACACAACUAUCGAGGAGCUGGUCUGAGAAGUAAAAGAGGAGCGACGUCAGGCUAAGACAACUUAGAGCCAGGGGUGUCCAAAGUGCGGCCCGGGGGCCAUUUGCGGCCCGGGAUAGGAUGCCCACAGCAAGUGGGCUUUUAGUUGCUGGUCUUGUGCUGCGUGCAGACGGACUGUGACAGACGUGUUGACAACUCUACUUCAAAAACUCUCUGUGGACGCCGAGAGGACGUUUUCCUAAAGGACAGCAGAGCGACUUAGUUCCAUUGAUGCAGCGUUGCUGGCGUGCUCUCAGCCCCUCAAGAGGUUCAUGGGAAAAUGCCGCGGAGGGGAAGGACCUGAGGGAAGAGGCUUCUCUCGGGCGGGAAAGGACUGUUCCGCGUUUAGCGACUUGGACUUUUAUCUGAGGUUCCGGCUGAGCAGGUAGCGAGGACGGGGCAGGAUGCGAGUCCGAGCGCCGGCGGGGCCGUCGCUAUGCUGGUAGAGGUGAGGUCUCCUCCCUCCUCGUCAAUGACACUUCACAUUUGUCCACCAUGCUGGACAACCCUGCCGUCUCUGCCCCUUACAUCACGCUGGAGCUGCUGAUCGCCAUCUUCUCCGUGUUGGGCAACGUGCUGGUGUGUUGGGCCGUGUUCCUCAACAGCAACCUGCAGAGCCACACCAACUUCUUCGUGGUGUCGCUCGCCGUGGCCGACAUCGCGGUGGGCGUCCUCGCCAUUCCGUUCGCCAUCGUCAUCAGCGUGGGCUUCUGCUCCAACUUCUACGGAUGCCUCUUCAUCGCCUGCUUUGUGCUCAUCCUCACCCAGAGCUCCAUCUUCAGCCUGCUGGCCAUCGCCAUGGAUCGCUACAUUGCCAUCAAGCUGCCGCUCAGGUACAACAGCCUGGUGACAGGCCAGAGGGCUCAGUGCAUCAUUGCCAUCUGCUGGUUUCUCUCCAUCGCCAUCGGCCUCACCCCCAUGAUGGGUUGGAACAAGACCUCCCAGAAGGAAGACACGGACUGUCCGCCGGGCCUGAUGAAGUGUCUCUUUGAGGACGUGGUGGCCAUGGAUUACAUGGUGUACUUUAACUUCUUUGCCUGCGUCUUGAUGCCCCUGCUGCUGAUGCUGGCCAUCUACGUGUGCAUCUUCAUGGCCGCCCGUCACCAGCUCAAACUCAUGGAGGGCAAGGCGGCUCACGGAGAGAAGUCGAGCUCCACCCUCCAGAAGGAGGUCCAAGCCGCCAAGUCUCUGGCCAUCAUAGUGGGACUGUUUGCCGUGUGCUGGCUGCCGUUACACAUCAUCAACUGCUUCACUCUCUUCUGUCCCGGGUGUCGGCGCCCUCCUCUCUGGAUCGUGUACGUGGCCAUCAUCCUGUCUCACGGCAACUCCGUGGUCAAUCCGUUCAUCUACGCCUACCGCAUCAGGGAAUUCCGCCAAACCUUCCGGAAAAUCAUCCUCCGCCACAUCUUGGGCCGGCAGGAGGUGAUGGGACGACGCGGAAGCAAGCGCAACUCUCUCCACAGCAGCGUCACCGACUCCAUCCGACUCAAAGCCAACGGCCUCAGGUUGGACCUUUUCACCCAGCAGGGGAGCAGCAGUAGCAACGUCUCCCAAAGCUCCUCUGGCUGCACUCCUCAUGCGUCCCCUGGAGGGGGAGACCUGUUGACAGUAUCCCCAAUGCUCCUUCCUGUAUCUCAAGCAGAAGCCACUAGACCGACUGCAGUAGCCACCUGUCAUCAUCUGCAGGGUUUAAUGGGGCCAAAAGGUGUGGAGGAACAGGAACCACAGAACCAGAGCACCGCCUAAGCAGAACCACAGCUAACCGGCAUAACAGGGAGAGCAGCUCACACACACACACACACACACACACACACACACACACACACACACACACACACACACACACACACACACACACACACACACACACACACGUCUUGCCGACUUUGUGUGGACCCACGUUUGGUUAGUACGAUGUGAGGGCCCCCCUUUCCACUAUAGCUAGAAUAAUGAUUUUUUUUAUCUAGCACUAGAUGGGAGUAGAGAGUUUCAACCUCACUUCAGAAUGCAAAACACACAAAGUAAAAAAAAUAUUUAACUUCUGUAGUUGUGAGGACCAGGCAAAGGUCCUCACAGAAAGGGUGGUUUGUCAAGUGUAUGUCCACACAAGGAUGGUGAGACAAGUGCACGUGCACACACACACACACAUGCAUGCACACACACACACACACACACACACACACACACACACACACACACACACACACACACACACACACACACACACACAGACACAUUCUUGUAUUUGUUACCUUCUUGAGACCCGAGAAAAAGGCCUACCUCUUUAGGACCACCUUUUCUAUUUACAACAUUAAUAAUAUACACAUACUAUGCAAUUAUAAAAAAGCUUGUUGUGAAAAAUUAGUUGGCAUUUCACAAGAAAAAGGUCACAGUUUCACAAGGAAAAACUGUAAAAGUCGUCAUUUUACUCAACGCAAGUCAAAAUUUUACAAGAAAAAAACGGAACAUUUGUGCGAUAUUAUGAUAAAAGUUGGAAUUUUACUCAAUAACAGUCACAAUUUUUACAAGAAAAUCUUAACAUUUUGGCAAUUUUAUGAAAAGAGUCCUAAUUUUACUCGACAAAAGUCACAAUUUUAUAAGAAAACUUAAAAAUGUUGGCAAUAUUAUAUAUAAUAAUAAUCCUGACUUUGGAGCAAUGUUCACGCACUCUAGUAUUUGGCUCUCUAUUAGAUGCAAUGGUUUUUUCCGUAUUGGGACCAUGAUUUAUGUCAUCACUUGUUCACACCUCCUCAUAUGGAAGCUACUUUUCCUUCUUGAUGUCUCGAGAAGGGUAUGAAUACAAGAACACACACACCACACACGCGCGCACGCACACACACACACACACACACACACACACACACAUUCUUGUAUUCAUUACCUUCUUGAGACCUCCGGAAAAUGCCUCCCUCUUUAGGACCACCCUUUCAAGAUAUAUAAAGAUUUGUAUUUACAACAUUAAUAAUAUAUACAUACUAUGCAAAUAUAUAAAAGCUUGUUGUGAAAAAUGAGUUGGAAUUUCACAAGAAAAAGGUCACAAUUUCACAAGAAAAACUUAGAAUUUUGGCAGUAUUAUAAUAAAAGUGGUAAUUUUACGAGAAAAACUGAACAUUUGUGCAAUAUUAUGAUAAAAGUUGGAAUUUUACUCAAUAACAGUCGCAAUUUUACAAGAAAAAGCUUAACAUUUUGGCAAUUUUAUGAAAAGAGUCGUAAUUUUACUCGACAAAAGUCACAAUUUUGUAAGAAAGCUGUCACAUUUUGGCAGUAUCAUAAUAAUAAUCGGAAUUUUGGCAAAAUUAUGAAAAAAGUCACAAUUUUACUCUAAAAAACGUCACCAUUUUACAAGAACAACAAAAAAAUGGCAAUAUUGUGAUAAAAGUCAGAAUUUUAUAUGACAAAUGUCACCAUUUUGCAUUAAAAAGUAAUAAUUGUACAUAAAAAAGUAAAAAUGUUACGAGAAAAUGUUGCAAUAUUACAGAAGCAGAAAGAAUAUGAGAAAUUGUUCCCAAUUUUACAAGAAAAAGCUUAACAUUUUGGCAAUUUUAUAAAAAGAGUCGUAAUUUUACUCGACAAAAGUCACAAUUUUAUAAGACAACUUUCACAUUUCGGCAGUGUCAUAAUAAUAAUCGGAAUUUUGGCAAAAUUAUGACAAAAGUCACAAUUUUACCCCAAAAAUGUCACCAUUUUACAAAAAAAAAAAAGGCAAUAUUGUGAUAAAAGUCAGAAUUUUAUAUGACAAAUGUCGCCAUUUUGCAAUAAAAAGUAAUAAUUUUACAUAAAAAAGUAAAAAUGUUACGAGAAAAUGUUGCAAUUUUACAGAAACAGAAAGAAUAUGAGAAAUUGUUCCCAAUUUUCUAAGAAAAAAGUCAACACAUUGUGAGAAAAAGACUGCUUUUGGUUAAUUUUUUUUUUUUGUAAUUGGUUUUUAAUAUUCAUUAUUUACUUCAAAUUAUUACAGUAUGUCUCUAUAUACAUAUUUAUUUAUUUUUUUUAAAUUAAUUUUGGCCAAAGGGGGCGCAUUUCAAUUUCUUACACACACUUGUUAUUUCAUAUGUUGGCCAGAGGGGGAGCACUUUUAAAAGCGUCAUUCAAAUUUAUACACACACUUGUUAUUUCAUAGGUUGACCAGAGGGGGAGCACUUUUAAAAGUGACACAGUCAAUUUGAAAAAUCCCUCCUUUUUGGGACCACCCUCAUUUUGAUAGAUUUCACCACCAGGGAGCAAAUGAGACAUUCUCUAUUAGAUGCGAUGUUAUUGGGACCAUGAUUUAUGUCAUCAAGAUUGAUGUCUCAAGAAGGAUGAAAAACAAGAACACACACACACACACACACACACACACGCGCACACACACUUAUUCUUGUAUUCGUUACCUUCUUGAGACCCCCGAAAAAUGCCUCCCUCUUUAGGACCACCCUUUCUAGAUAUAUAAAGAUGUGUAUUUACAACAUUAAUAAUAUAUACAUACUAUGCAAAUAUAAAAAAGCUUGUUGUGAAAAAUGAGUUGGAAUUUCACAAGAAAAAGGUCACAAUUUCACAAGAAAAACUUAGAAUUUUGUCAGUAUUAUAAUAAAAGUGGUAAUUUUACUCAACGCAAGUCAAAAUUUUACGAGAAAAACUGAACAUUUGUGCAAUAAAAGUUGGACUUUUACUUUAACAGUCACAAUUUUACAAGAAAAGCUUAACAUUUUGGCAAUUUUAUGAAAAGAGUCGUAAUUUUACUCGACAAAAAUCACAAUUUUAUAAGAAAACCUUCACAUUUUGGCAAAAUUAUGAAAAAAGUCAUAACUUUACUCCAUAAAUGUCACUGUUUUACAAGAACAACAGAAAAAUGCCAAUAUUGUGACACAAGUCAGAAUUUUAUGACAAAUGUCACCAUUUUGCAUUAAAAAGUAAUUAUUUUACAUAAAAAUAAUUUUAUGAGAAAAUAUUGCAAUAUUACAGAAACAGAAAGAAUAUGAGAAAUUGUUCCCAGUUUUAUGAGAAAGAAGUCGAGAAAGACUGCUUUUAGUUAAUUAAUUUUUUAAAAUGUUAUAUGACAAAUGUCACCAUUUUGCAUUAAAAAGUAAUUAAAACAUAAAAAAGUUAUAAUUUUACAAGAAAAUAUUGCAAUAUUACAGAAACAGAAAGAAUAUGAGAAAUUGUUCCCAGUUUUAUGGGAAAGAAGUCGAGAAAAAGACCGCUUUUAGUUAACAAAUUUUUUGUUUGUAAUUGGUUUUUAAUUUUCAUUAUUUACUUUAAGUUAUUACAGUAUGUCUCUGUACAUAUUUAUUUAUUUAAAAAAAAAAAAAAUUUGGCCAAAAGGGGCGCAUUUCAAUUUUUUUACACACACUUGUUAUUUCAUACGUUGACCAGAUUGGGGGCACUUUUAAAAGCGACACACAGUCAAUUUAAAAAAAAUCCCUCCUUUUUGGGACCACCCUCAUUUUGAUAGAUUUCACCACCAGGGGGUGCAAAUGAGACAUUCUCUAUUAGAUGCAAUGUUAUUGGGACCAUGAUUUAUGUCAUCACUUGUUCACACCUCCUCAUAUGGAAGCUACUUUUCCUUCUUGAUGUCUCAAGAAGGAUGAAAAACAAGAAUACGCACACACAUUCCUGUAUUCAUUACCUUCUUGAGACCUCCGAAAAAUGCCUCCUUCUUUAGGACCACCACUAGAUAUAUAAAGAUGUGUAUUUACAACAUUAAUAAUAUAUACAAACUAUGCAAAUAUAAAAAAAGUAAGCCUUUGGUUAAUUAUUUUUUAAAUUUUUUUAUUUGUAAGUUUUUUAAUCUACAUUAUUUACUUCAAGUUAUUACAGUAUGUCUCUAUAUACAUAUUUUUUAAAUAAAUUUUGGCCAAAGGGGGCGCAUUUAAAUUUAAAAAAAUGUUCCCCGCCCCCAAUUUUAAUCUUUAUUAUAAUCCAACAUUCAACAACUUCUUCAUAUAUUUAUUUUCAAUAUCAUCUCCCCAUAAUCAUUUAUUUCCCAAAAUGUCAGAAAGCCAAUAAUGUUAUCGAUUUUUAAACAUUUUUUAAAUUAUUUUUGUCGACAAGUCGGACUUAAUUUGCCGGUCCUUGAACGCACCACGGUGACAUUCUGCUGCAUUUGAACAAUAACGUCUUUUUUUAAGUUUCUUAUAAUAUUUAUUUAUUAAUUUGAUAGGGAAAUCAGAAUACAGGUACUGAGAAACAGACACUUUUCCAAAAAACAAAACAAAAACACACACAAAAAAAUAAUGCAAAUUUUUACACACACUUGUUAUUUCAUAUGUUUACCAGAGGGGGAGCACUUUUAAAACCGACACAGUCAAUUUGAAAAAUCACUUUUUUUGGGACCACCCUCAUUUAGAUUUCACCACCAGGGAGCAAAUGAGACAUUCUUUAUUAGAUGCAAUGUUAUUGGGACCAUGAUUUAUGUCAUCACUUGUUCACACCUCCUCAUAUGGAAGCUACUUUUCCUUCUAGAUGUCUCAAGAAGAGUAGAAAUACAACACACACACACGUCACUCCUGGUUAAAUGUAUUUUCAAACACUCAAGUUCAAGUUUCAUUUAUUCAGACAAUUUUAAACAUUUUGACUGAUCAAGAGAACACAUUUUUAUUUUCACAUUUUUAUAUACAUAUAGUCUGAAAGGGAAUAGGCAGAAGCUAAACAGAAACAGAAACAACUACCAAGGUCUUAUGCAUGUGGUUGUAUGGUAAAUGGGUUAUACUUGUGUAGCACUUUUCUACCUUCAAGGUUCUUAAAGCGCUUGGACACCAUUUCCACAUUCACCCAUUCACACACACACACAUUCACACACUGAUGCCAUGCAAGGCCCUAACCACGACCCAUCAGGAGCAAGGGUGUGACGUGUCUUGCUCAAGGACACAACGGACGUGACUAGGAUGGCACAAGCUGGGGAUCGAACCAGGAACCCUCAAGUCGCUGCCACACGAACCACGCCGUCCCCAUACGUGUAUUGUUUUUGUUUUUCAUCAUCACAAAUAAAA
Messenger RNA from Entelurus aequoreus (snake pipefish), 7123 nucleotides. RefSeq names its product adenosine receptor A2a-like. NCBI's taxonomy places the organism in Eukaryota, Metazoa, Chordata, Actinopteri, Syngnathiformes, Syngnathidae. The coding region runs from base 651 to 1901 and encodes 416 amino acids. Gene Ontology annotation, biological process: G protein-coupled adenosine receptor signaling pathway; adenylate cyclase-activating G protein-coupled receptor signaling pathway. Gene Ontology annotation, cellular component: membrane. Gene Ontology annotation, molecular function: G protein-coupled adenosine receptor activity. The record is from RefSeq and is a predicted model, not a curated record. The transcript has 4 exons.